Molecule: messenger RNA, 2913 nt
Organism: Paraglomus occultum
Lineage: Eukaryota; Fungi; Glomeromycota; Glomeromycetes; Paraglomerales; Paraglomeraceae
Source: the annotation of a GenBank genome assembly
AUGAAUUGGUCCCAGAGCUUUUUAAGAACAGGGUUGACAAUUAUUUCUCUGCAAACAUGUGAUACGACUGGUCCUUUGUUGACUUUCUUGAGACUAAGAGACGUCAAAUCCUGGCUGGCGAAAGAUUUACAAUUGAUCUUGGAAGUUGAACCACCCGAAGACGUCUCCUUCGCUAUUAUUAAAUAUGAACGAGAUGUAAAGAGAGUGGAACUUAAAACUGACUAUGAAGGUAUUAGUACACCCACAAGAAUUAAAUUUACGCUCAAAGUGAAAAAUGAAAAAGUGGAGUUCGACGAGGAACAAAUAACGUUUUGGACAGAUAGCCAUGAACGAGCUAACAACCAAACAAAACAAAAGUUAGAAUUCUUCUCGACUCCUCAUAAACUAAUCCUUACACCACAUAAAUUUAAUGUGAUAUCUCCGAAAGUUAUUCUGGCAAUUGUCAAGGCGAAAAUAUCACGAGAUAUUCGAGUGUCAACAUUCAACAUACCGACAUACACAUCCGCAUUACAUUUUUUCGGUCAGAUACCACCAGUUCCAGUCAUAGUGUCAACAGCGUUUAAACUCGUCGGAUAUGUGUUCGGAAUCGUUAGCAUUCUAAUUGGUGAUCCAGUAUCGAAGAAGGCUGGCGCACUGGCCACCGACCUUAUACAAUAUGUAGAUGCGAUGAAUAUGAUGGAAUCAUCAGAAGGUCCUUUACAACAGGCCAGAAAGCAUACUCUCGACGAUUCGGAAAAACUCUCCAACACUGGCGUAAACAUUCUUCUCACAAGUCUCUUGGAGCUAGUAUCUGCAAAGAGAUUGAAGUCAGAAGUGCCGUCUUUAUCCUCCGUAGGAGAAUAUAUGCGUAUUUUUGAGCUCAUAACAUAUUAUGUGGAAUCAGCUCGCCACUUGGCCGCAGGAAGUGACGGACUGAAGAGCACGGAAUCAAAAAGAUUUUGCGAUAAUAUUCAAUACACCUUUGAUAACACGCCAGGAAUGGUCGAAACGACAAGUACCGAAGUUAAUCUACCGUCUAUACAACCACCGCAACAAGCAGCAGACACUCUAACUGAACAACAACCACCCAACCAACUGCAAGACCAAAUAGAUAUACAACGGUCAGACGAUCCGUCGCUGUCUAACUUGCAAACCAAUAAUCCCCAGCCACAAGUCCCGUUGUCCGAUAAUCAAGUGGAAUCACAACAGAGUGAAUUGCCAUUAGACGAGAAACUGUCAAGUUCUACAAUUCGUCCACAAGACGACAGUUUGACAAUCAUUCAGACUGAAGGGCAACCUUUAGCGCAAGAACUCCGUUUACCUCAACCAUCGCCUCGUCACAUUGGACUACAAGAGUCUGUUGAGCAGUCCGUUGCGGGGCAAGCAGCAGAUUCAGCUACGAACUCCUCCAAUAGUAUACAAAAUGAGACUGCCAAAUCAUCGCAGGCUACUCAGCCAAUUGCAGUGACUGGCCAAGGAAAUGUGUCCUCGCAAUCAACGGAUCAAAUGCCACAGAAGAAACUGAUUUCCUCCAAAAAGUCUAAUCAGCCUAUUCAUAUACUAUUGGUGGAAUGUGGCAAGGAGUAUAUCACUGGAUAUCUUACGAAAAAAUCAGAGGAAGAUACAACUGUAUUAUUUAGCGAUCGAAAGAAAUUACAUGCUGAUUUUAAGCUCUAUUGCAACGAGAUUAUAUUAAAAUCUGCGAGAGAUCGAAUUAUAAACGAAUUAGACGAAAAAGGCAAGGAAGCAUUAGAUGUCCGGAUGGCUUCAGAUGCAUGUAUUAAUCGAUUAUUUACAAUGAAAGCAAAGUUGGAAGACUCGGCUACAAUUUACAAAUGUAUUGCAGAUGCAAUGGAUGAAGUGAAGGCUAAAUAUCCUGAGGUGUCCGAUAAUAAUUGGUCUGCAUUAAUAAACAAUGGGAUAAUAUCGCCAGAAAUGGCGAUGAUCCUUCGUAUAUGGAUACAAUGUAAUAAAAAAGAACCAGCGAUUCCACCAGUUCAUGGAGGCCACUCGGAGCAACCACGCUCAAGAGGUAGAGGCCAUAUGCGUGGUGGGUAUUGGCUGCCCAGAGGUGGACCCCCAAGAUACUCCCCGUAUCCGCAAGGCCCUCCACGCAGAAGGGAAUGGCCAGUCCGUGAUGAGAGGGAUUUCAGAGAUCGACGAGUUGACGGCGAUCAUUUUAGAGAUCGUCGAGACGAAUACGCAAGAAGAGAGUUUGAUCGAAGGCCCGACUUUCGUGGCGGUCCUCUACCACCGCCACCUCCUCCGUUACCUUUUGGCAGAGAUCGGCCACCAAUGGUAUGGAGAGACGAUGUCUAUCAUCGUUACGAUGAUAGACGCAGAGAUGUAUACGAUCGUAGGCCCGACGAGAGACAUGGGAGGGAUCUACGGGGACCACCGAUGCCGCCAAUGCCUGUACCAAUACCUGUGGGUCCACCGAUUAAAGCUACCCCUGCUAUAUAUGAGUCGCCUCCAAUGCCUCCUGCCUCGCAGCUACAACAAACACAACAAACAGCAUAUGACUAUCAGCAAUAUUCUUCUGAUCAGCAACAAUAUUCCACAGAUACUUCAGGUUAUCAACAAGAUUAUAGUACACAGACAUACCCGGGUUAUUAUCCACAGUAUCCACCGGAUGGACAGCUAAAUGGGCAAUCAACAUCUAAUUAUCAGUACACAAAUGCAAAUAAUAAUGGCUGGGAUGCGCAGGGUAAUCCGGUACAACCAAUUCCAAUCCAACUAACUUCAUUCUCAUGGAACCAACCCGGUCGACAUGGUGCAAUACCAUUGCCCACCGAUUUCAUGUCGGGACCGAGUAACGCUCCACGAUUGUCAAUGCCGGAGCCACAUGAUGUCCUUGGAGUAAUUAAGGGUGUCAUUAUCAGAGACGCGCAAGGUAACAUUGGAUUAAGUCAAUACACAUUUACAACAAUGUGA